Messenger RNA from Babesia bovis T2Bo, 691 nucleotides. RefSeq lists its product as uncharacterized. The transcript is spliced from 4 exons. Gene Ontology annotation, cellular component: cytosol; nucleus; EKC/KEOPS complex. The coding region runs from base 56 to 685 and encodes 209 amino acids. Lineage: Eukaryota; Apicomplexa; Aconoidasida; Piroplasmida; Babesiidae. The record is from RefSeq and is a predicted model, not a curated record. Gene Ontology annotation, molecular function: protein serine/threonine kinase activity; ATP binding. Gene Ontology annotation, biological process: protein phosphorylation.
GCAAUAAUGUGCGGCAUGCCGAUUUAUACUGGAGUAUAAGCAAGUCACAUAUAUAAUGGAAUCCGACGAUAAACCUGUGCUAAUAGCACAAGGAGCAGAAGCGAGAGUAUCAAGCAUAAAUUACAUGGGCAAAAAGGCUGUACUGAAAACAAGACUACCCAAAAAAUAUCGCCAUACAGAACUUGAUAAUAUACUUACAAAUAGAAGAAUAGUCGCAGAAUGCAGGGCAGUAGCACGAUUAAGAAGACAUGGCGUAUAUGUGCCUCUCAUAUACCUUGUAGAUAUUAAUCACAGACAUAUCGUAUAUGAAUACAUAAAAGGGGAAACUGUACUACAAGUGCUCAAAGGCAAUGAUGAAGAACUGAAAAACGAUGUGCUACGAAAAGUAGGCAUAAUACUAGCCAAAAUGCAUGAAGUUAACGUAGUACACGGGGAUCUUACUACACGAAACAUGCUAAGAACGGAAGACGGUGAUAUAUGUAUUAUCGAUUUUGGACUGAGUUACGUGUCAACACUAGAAGAGGAUAAAGGAGUUGACCUAUACGUCCUAGAACGCUGUUGCACUGAAAAGGAGUUUGAUAUACUGAUCAACUCCUACAAACAAUAUAGCAAAGCGUCUCUACAAAACGUAAAUAAACUAGCAGAAGUAAGACUGCGAGGACGCAAACGAGAUAUAACAGGAUAAAAAAGA